GUCUCCUCCCCUCCCCUCCCCCCACCUCCCUGUCAAGUGAGGGGAAGGGGCCUCCCAGCCACAGCAUAUGGGGGCGGGGGCGCAAGGCCCUCCUCUCCUGCACUCCCAGUCCCAAGAGCAAGCCCCACUUGUCAGCUGGUAUGGACGCCGGCCCCGCCCCCGCGGUCCACUUCCUGUUUCCUGUAGCCUGUCCAGGGACAGACGUAAUGGUGGUCGCGGGGAAGUGUCCCUGCCGACUUCCGCUUCCGGUCACAAGAGGCUUCCGCUUUCCCACAUCCUGUUUCCGACUGGCGGCGCUUCCUCUUCCUGCCUGUUGCCAAGGCCUCUUGACAUGUCCUUGCUCCCUUAAGCUCUGGGCCUGGUGCGGACCCUGUUGGCUGCAAAGGUGCGAUGACGGGACUCCGGGGAGCCAGGCCGCAGACAACCGGGGCAGGAAACCUCGCCUGCCAAAGGUGCCUUUGAAAGGGAAAGUGCCCGGCAGCACCGCGGGGAAGGUUCGUGUCCGGGAAUCUGCAGCCCUGAGAGGACAGGUGGCAUUGGACUGCCAGGAAGAGCCCCAGGAAACGGCUGGAGAGCAAAUGGCACCGGGCCAAGGGCUGCAGUACUGGUUGUUCAACCUUUACCAGAACCUCACUGACUAGAUGAAGUGAUCAUUCUUUCCAUACCUCUGUGUUACCAGGUGAUUUUCUUCACUUAUUCUCUUCCCAUCCUUAAUCAAGGACUAAGUUUUGGUAUUUUCCAAUUAAUUACUAAAAUUACAGUAUCUUCCUCAUGAAUUCCUCCCCAUGCUUCUUAAAUAUUCUUAUUUACUAUAUAGAGAAAGAUCUUGUUCCUUAAAGGAUUGCUCAAACCUACGCAUUUACUAGGUUUAACGAAACAUCAGGGGUUCCUGAAUUAUUUGCAAUAAAUCCACUGAGAGAAAGAUCACAACCAAAAUCAUCUGUACCAUCAUUAUAAUUUAGACAUCUGAAUUCUGGCCAUAUAAUCCCAUCAUUCAUUUCUCUUGGGACAUGCAUUAAAGUGUCUUCUCAAGAAUUCUGUGUUUCUUUGCAAGAUAAAGGUUGAACCCAGUUCUCUUUGCCCUUAAAGAUAGGGUAACACUAGCUUGAAAUCUCUGUUUGGGGCUUGAGCCCCAGACAGGCCUUGUGUUGCAGGAUUAGUGAGAAGGAAAUGAACAGAGUCAUAAAGGCCUGGCUUGGCCAGUACCCAUUUACUUUGGAGUUUUACUUGUCUCUCCCAGUUACAACACUGCCUGGCACAAAGUUGGGGAAGCGGUUCCAGGGGUGAGGGGAUUAGUGGAUUGAUUGGGUUGCCUCUAACACUUAUUAGCUUGUGGCUGCAAGCAAGUUGCUUAACUUCAUUUUGCUUCAGUUUUCUCCACUGUAAACUGGGGAUAAGAACAGAAUAGCACCUACAUCCUAGGAUUGUUAUCAGGAUCAAAUGAGACAUUUUAAAAAUAUUUAGCACAGUGCCUGGCACAUGGUAGGUGCUUUAUGCAUAGACAUAUACCAGUGUUUAAUAAAUGUUACUAUCUGUGGCAGGGGCUGUUGAAGAUGAUGCUGCAAAAGAAAUUGAAAAAGAUCCUUACUUUAUCAACUUAAGUUGAUGAGCUUUGUUAUGGAUAUUUACACUUUUUUUCACUAGUUUUUCCCUCCUAACAGGUAAGUAAGUAGUAGAUGUUUCAUGGUUUGUUUGAAAAGGUAAGUCUCCAGCUCCCACUGGUAGCCAUGGCAUUGCCCGAGCCUGUGGUGAGGCAGUUAGCAGCAGUGCAGCUUAUGAACAAUUAUCCUUGAUUUCUCCACACACAGGAACCUUCCCUGCAACUUAGAAGGAAUUAGUCUGCUGUUUCAUGAAGACUGACCAUCAUUGCUAGUGGAGUAGGUGUGGGCUUAGCAGCUGCCUUCUGAGUGGUUAUGAUUGAGAGAGCAGACAGUGAGUAGCAUUGAAUGUGUGAACAGAGCAGUUGGGUGGCUGUGUGAGUCCAAGUAUGUGUAUGCUUUGUGGAGUCGUACACAGGAGAGUGUGAGUUGUGCUGUUUGCAUGUUGGAGACUUCAGGUAGGAUCUUGGAAGGGUUCUGUAAUGUGUAUAGGGCUUAACUUCCAGUAAAGACUUCAAAAGAAAACCCUAAGCUUCCAAACUUUAAAGUUUGAAGUCUUGGGGCUUCAGCCCUAGGCAGGGGUUAUGUACUAGGUCAGGAGUGUGCAAUGUCAUGUACUCCAAGACUAGGCUUGGCCAAGCCCUAUUUCAUUUAUAUGUGUAUGUGUCUGCCUUGGUUACAGUGUAAGGUCUUUGGGAGCAUGAUCUGGUUCCUUUUCUUGUGUUUAUAACCUAUCAAUUAGCACAGUGUCUAGCACAUGGUCCGUGCUUAAUAAAUGUUUGUUGAUUAUGAUCACCCAUGGUCCAUAAUUGUAAUAGCUGGAACCUCACAGUUGGAAGAGACCUGGAAACUAGCGACUGGUGCAGAAAUGAGAAUCCCCAGUACCAUAUCCCUGUCUAGGGGUCAGUAGAGCAGGGCAGGCAUUCUUAUCCUCAUUUGACAGAUGAUGGACCUAGGGCCCAGCAAUAGAAAGUAACUAGCUUAAUGUCACCCAGCUAGAUGGUAGCAAAACUGCGAUAAUAAGCCAGGUGUCCAGGUGGAAUACUCUGUGCAUAAGCACUGAUGUUGCUGGAGGAGAGCAGAUGAUCCAGAAGCCCAUUGCAGUGUUGCAGGCAAGAGGAGAUGGGCAAGGUGACCCUGCAGCCCACAGAUGAUGCCCAUGUGAGUGGAGAGAAAGGGAAGUGUGUGAGAGAUGUUAGGGAGGCAGGGGCAGCUACUUGGAUAACUGGAAAGAUGUCAGCAGCAGCUGGGAUGACCAUGAUAUCAGGGAGCUGAUGACAUUUGUGAGGAAAGAUAUCAGUAAGAUAGGUGAUGGAUCUUCCACAACCCCCCAUCAGUGCCCCUCUAACAAGGAGGGGGGCAAGAUUCUUAAUUGUCACCACAGGGAAAAGGUCAUACUGGGAGGGAAAGGAAAGCUCUUCCCUAUAGUAACUGUCUACCUGCUGCUGUUGGUCACCUGAAGUGGUUUGGUUGUCACUGACCUGAAGCCUUGCUUCUCUGGGGCUGGUUAAAAGGUUACACAGGGGAGGGAGGGUUGUUGCCUUUAAUGGGACAUUUGGGGGUUUUUUGAUAGCUAUUGGGGCAGUGUGCAGGUUGAUCAUACUGCCCUUGAGAUCAAGACAGAGAUCUAUUCUGGGAUAGAGAGAGAAACAGACAAAUUGUGAAAUGGUUGUGGUUAAAACUGGCGCUAGUGAUAGGUGGUCUUGGUACCCCGCUGAUCAACAUACUUUCAGGGGCCUGCUCCUCUUCAGAGCUUAGGCCGGAAUCACCAAACAGAACCAAAAUCUUCUGUAUUGACUUUCAUUUUGGGAUUCAAACCAUCUGUUUCCUUAUCUAAAGUCUAGAAGUAAAAUGGCACAUUUUUCAUAGCUUUCUUCCCAGUUCCCCUGAGACACUAGAAGGGGUCAUUAAAACAGGUACCAAAAGAAAGAUCUCUCCCUCUCCCCUCUCUUUAGAAAUACCUGAUGCGAGUGGUAUUGGGAAGAGAUUUCCAGAGAACCCCAUUGAAGAGAAUGGAGAGGGACUAGAGAAAGCCUCCCCAAGCAGUGAAAGCCUCCCCAGGCAGUGAAAGCCUCCUGGUUUGUGGUGGGGGCAGCUGCAAGUGCUGUGGGUCGAGCAGCUCCUAGAACUUGCAGGUCGUACACUUAGGGCAAAGUUCUGGGAAAGAGCUAACAAAGCUCCCAUCAGCCUUUUCUCUUUUUUCAAAACAAAUCAGAGCAUUAACUUUUGUGUUUUUUAAAAACAGCCUUAUACCUCACUAGCCCUUCUUCUGGACCCCUUGUUCCUCUCUGUACUUUAUUCCAUCCAGAGGAAUGGAAAAGGUCUGAAAUACAUUUGGAGGUUUGAGUGGACUGGAAUGUCCCCAUGAAGCAGCAGCAACCCUGUGACAAACACCCUGUUGUGAUUGUGUUCUGCAUUGAGGUUUGUGGUUUCCAGGAAUAGGAAGGUGAGAGUAGCCAGGGCUCUUCCCUGCUCAGGUGUCAUCUGGAGUAUUGAAUUACAAAUAUCUGGAAUGGAUCCAGGAUAGAAUCUGGCCUGGACAUCCUGUUAAAACAGUCAGGGAUGUUUUGCCUGAAAGGGGGGAGACUUAUUAGGGGGCAACCACAUGGCGUUAGACACUGAACAACUAUGUGUCCUUAAAUAAGUCACAUGGAGCCUAGAGUUGCCUAAAGGGAAGUCACAGAUCCCUUACCCUCAUCCCGGCUCUCCUGUAUGUAGUCUCUUUCAGCAAGACAGUGUUAGUUCCUUGAGAGGACAGUCUUGCUUGCUAGUAUUUCACUACUAUCUGGCACAUAGUAAGCAACAAAUGUGUUCUUUCCCCUUCCCCUGUGAUGUUUAUUCUUCCUUUAUCCCCAAGUCCAAAAGGUUAGCGAGGCUUAUCUUUAUUCUCCACAACACUACUUGGAGCCAUCCCCUUUUCUGCACUUACACAUCUGGGUUAUCACAAUAGCCUCCUGAUUAAGCUUCCUAACUCAAGUCUUUGUCUUCCUCAUGUGUCCUCUACUUAGAUGGCAAAAGGACAUUCCCAAAGCACUGGUCAAUAAACCCUCUCAUUAAACAACAUUUUAAAUUAGGAUUAAAUACAAACUAUUUUCUUGUCAUUUCAAGCCCCUCAUACUGUAGCUAGGACCUCCCUUGCUAGCUGACUUAUAUGUAAGUCCCUUCACCUUCUGUCUGGUCCAGACAAGUGCAGAUUCUUAAUGCUCUUCCCCCAUGAUGCAUUUUGACACUAUUUGCUUGCCUUUGAAAAGUGUGAACACCCCAUGCCCAGAAGGUAUUCCAUCCUCACUUCUGUGCCUUACAAUCACAGCAUUACUCCAUAUCUCAGCCUAAAUCCCAAAUCCCACAUGAAGCAGGUCCAGGUAUUCCUGUGGUAUUAGUGUGACAUCACUCAGUUCUACCCUCUCUCUUGUUCUAAUUACUUGGUAUGUUCUUCAUAAUUUUUACCUGGUGUGGUCAGAAGUGGCAAAUUCUCCACCCAUUUGAGGUAAGCACCCAGUUUAUUCUUGCUGUAGAGUCCAUACCUAGAGCAUGGGGAGGAGCACACAUGUCCCUAAUGGAUCGGCCCUGAACAUGUGUUUCUCGCCAGUGAACUUUUGCUGACUUCUUGUGACCAAAGUGGAUGCUGCAUUUUGCUGGUAUUCCAGUUAAAAGGGGAAGAAUCCAGGCUUAUUUUAACAUAGACUUCGAGAUAACUAUGUAGUCUUCCUCCAACAUCUCAUGACCAGCUUUUAUGACCUAUGAUCCCAUUCCCACUCAAACCACAUUCUACUUUGGUUGCAUUUUGGAUAAUCAGAAAGUUGGUUUCAGGGAAUGUAGUAGUCAUGGACUCCAUUUUAAUCUACAAAUGAGAAAUCAUUUUAAUUGCCUGGUUUGGCAAUUUUAGCUCUACAAUGUUCAUUGCAUCCUUCAGUGUUCUCCCAGUUAUUUGGAGGCUCAAGCAAAUUGGCCUUUUACCUCCACUUCCUUCACCGUGCUUCAUUUCUCUUCCUUUGUAAACCUGUGAGUUCCCUCCAUCUGUGCCCUGAAUGCAUUUUAUUCUCAGCUGUGCCUGUCAGGAGCCCUAAUUGUCCUACAAAGAUCAGCUCAAAUGCCACCUGACUCCUAAGUAAGAUGCUGGUUCUCUGAACCCCUUCCAGUGACCCUCUUGCCAAAGCAUCCAACUGAAGUAUGGCCAUCGAAUCCACAAUUAGAAGAAAACGUGGCUCUGUUACCUUAUGAUCGAUUAGCUAGUAGAGAUAUUCUUAUCUUGGGGGAGACAGUGACUUGUGCUCCCUUGGGUCCUUUACCUCCCUAAGGAAAAUGGGAAUGUUCGGGGUUCCAUCUCUUACUUUUCUCAGGUAACAGCUGUGACAGCAGCUCAGUACUGGGGUGCUGCUGUUCCACUUCAUGCCUGUGGCCCACAUUGGAGAAGACCUGGAACUCAGGAGUACCUGACUCACCAUGGCCAUUGUUGGCAGUGGCUGUUGCGUCUUUGUAGAUCUGAUCAUAUGACAAGGGUGCAGUACCCAGCUGCUGCUCAGUCUUCGCAGUGUCAUUUUUCCUGCCUUUUCAGGAAAUUCACAGUGCCCAUCUGUAAGUCUGCACAAUUUUUACACCCCUGAGAAGGAGGAACUCGGUAGGCUGUUCUCCUUUGUGUCCUGCACAGUACUGGAGACCAAAUUAGCCUAGUGGUCUUCUACUUGGCCCCCUUCAAACCUAACAGCUGGUCUUGCCUCUGAGGGAUUUUUGGCAGUUUCCUCCCCUUCCCCCUGUCUGUUGGACAGUCCCAUCACUUCAUCUGGCUCUGGGGCCUUCCAUUGUUCCGGGAAAGCUCUUGCCCAUCCAGCCCAAGUCCCCCCAGUUUGUUCUAGGGGAUAUGGUUACUCUCCAGAGAAAAUGCCAAUUUUGGCCCCAUGGACUCUUUAUCCCAGAGAGGGUAAGGCCACUGCCUUCCUUACUCAUAGAUGAAGUUGUAUUCUUGUGCUCAAUUGUAACAGUCUCUCUGUAGGAAUGCCUCUCGAUUAGAAGAGCUCCCACUUCUUUAAGCUGCUCUUCCUCCUCAGAGGGUGGACAAGUCCAAAAUUCCCAGGAAUAAUUUCUUACUCUCAGUUCCUCAGCCAUGUCUCCAUGGAGAGAAAGGCAGCGUUGGAAACAGUCCCUGAUUUAUCUCAUAUGCCUUAAUUUUUUUUUUU
This is a messenger RNA of Sarcophilus harrisii (Tasmanian devil), 6772 nucleotides long. RefSeq lists its product as uncharacterized. Bases 141 to 641 code for a protein of 166 amino acids. The transcript has 3 exons. NCBI's taxonomy places the organism in Eukaryota, Metazoa, Chordata, Mammalia, Dasyuromorphia, Dasyuridae. The record is from RefSeq and is a predicted model, not a curated record.